This is a messenger RNA of Syzygium oleosum, 1317 nucleotides long. Its product is annotated as NAC domain-containing protein 89-like. Gene Ontology annotation, biological process: regulation of DNA-templated transcription. The transcript has 5 exons. Lineage: Eukaryota; Viridiplantae; Streptophyta; Magnoliopsida; Myrtales; Myrtaceae. Gene Ontology annotation, molecular function: DNA binding. The record is from RefSeq and is a predicted model, not a curated record. Bases 173 to 1090 code for a protein of 305 amino acids.
CUUGAGGUGGGAUCCACUUGAACAGUAGUCCCUUCUUCAUCAAGCUAAAGGAAAUUACUGGUUUCUUGUGGUUAUAAAUUGACCCACUUGGAAGCGUUUGGAGUCAGCACUCUCAAGCAAAGCAAAGCCAUGCCAAGCCAAGAAAUUGAAUGUGAGACAGCAAGCAUAUAGCAUGGCAGGAUCAAUGGAGGCGCGACAGGUGGGACACGGAUUCAAUCCGAGGGAGGAGCAACUCGUUGGUCAUUUCCUGAGAAAGAAGCUCAAAGGACAAAUGGAAGCUAAUUGCGAAAUUCCCGAGCUAUUCAUCUACGAUUGGGAGCCUCCGGAUUUGUUUAUCCUAUACGACGUAUUAUCAAGUGAACCGUCGGCUGGACGAGAGUGUUUCUUCUUUUGUCCCCGUGGUCGUAAGAGGAAGACCAAGUGGGGAUUUUGGAAAGAAACGGGUAUCGAGCGUGUUGUACGAGCCGACACGGGUAAGCCAAUGGGGACCAAGAGAUAUUUCGUUUACUAUGAAGGUCGACAACCAAAGGGCCGCUGGACUGAUGUGACCAUGCGCGAAUAUCACCUAAAGUUGGAUGUUUCAGAUAGUGAAAUUUCGGACCCGACGGCAUUGGUUCUCUGUCGGAUAAUGAAAGGGAAAAGUAAGAAAGCAAAGUCAGCAACAGCGAGUGCUUCAACCGAUUUAAGCGGCCUGAGUAAUCUGAAUAGUGCACAGGCAACUCCAGGAGUUACUAUUGAAUCUGACUAUCCAACCGAGAUGUUGAAUACUAGUUUACCAGACUGGAACCUGCCUAUUCCUGAUCAGCAGCCUCAAACGUACAAAGAGCAAUGUUUGUGUUAUGAUGAUAAUUGGCAUGUUGACGAACCUAAUGAUGGACGUUGUUAUAUACCAUAUUCUCUGAGCAACGGCAUCAAUGUCACGGAUUUAUCGAACUCUGACGAGAGCACAGGGCAGACUCAAACGUGCAAAGAGCAACAUUUAGCAUAUGAUGAUAAUCAGCAUGUUGACGGACCUAGCGACAAACAUUGUGAUAUGCCAAAUUCUCCAAGCGGCGGUAUCGAUCUUGAGGAUCUCUUGAACUCUGACUAGAGCAAGGAUUAGUAUGCCAAACUACAGUGUGCGUAGAUUAUGCUCUAUAGAUAAGUUGUGAAGUAUGAUAAUGGACUGCCAGUGUUUGGUGGUCCUUUACAGAUGUUAAUCUCAGCCUAGUUUGUUAUAUCAGUGAUAAUGCUAUGUACCAACUAUGCUUCUCCGAGGAUGGGACAUUAUAUCAAUCUUGUGUGCUUGUAUAUUGUAGUAUUAAUUUUUCCUCACAA